Messenger RNA from Bacillus rossius redtenbacheri, 21520 nucleotides. RefSeq names its product beta-1,3-galactosyltransferase 1-like. The transcript is spliced from 7 exons. Bases 931 to 2244 code for a protein of 437 amino acids. Gene Ontology annotation, cellular component: Golgi membrane. Gene Ontology annotation, molecular function: hexosyltransferase activity. Lineage: Eukaryota; Metazoa; Arthropoda; Insecta; Phasmatodea; Bacillidae. The record is from RefSeq and is a predicted model, not a curated record.
AGUAUAAUUAUAAGUGAAAGGUUUUAACCACACAGAUUUUUAUUUUUACAGGUUAAACAAGAAUAAUAAGAAACUUCUGGGCAUAUGAAUCCUCACAUGUUAUCAUUUUUGUAAUUUUGAGUUUUUUAUUUAUUUGUUUAAAAUUUGUUACAUGCCUACCUAUGGCUCAAGGCCUAGGAUGGUAGGUACAAUACAAGCAACACAAAUAUAUAAAGACAAAGAAAAUUAAUACCAAGACAAUAACAAAACAAUUAAAAACACAAAAAAUUAAAAUAAUUAUAGUAAAAAAUAUUUAUACAUCACAAAAAAAAACAAAAAAACAAGAAAAACAGUUACAGAUAGCAAACCAUGUAGCAUGAUAACUUAAUGAAUCUCACAAAUGCAGGAUUGGGGAAAAAAACCUGUAAGGUCUGUUAAAAAAAGAGUUUUAAUUUUUUUUUGGUGAAAUCUUUAGUACUGGAAGUGACAUAGCUUUUCCUGUUCUGUACGGAACAGGAAACAAGUGUGCAAGUUUAGUCACGGAUGCAAAAACUGGAGUGGCGUGUGACGCAAUGCUCUGAUAGCGUCUUCACUUGAUAAGAGUGGUGGCCAGAUGUGAUCAGUUUAACCAUCCCUUCACGAGCAGUUGCAAGUGUUAAAUUAUACUGUGUGCUAAAUUGUUGUUGAUUAGGGGGACAGUUCACGUCAUGAGCUCACUGUAGUGUGCUCGAUAUGCGCGUCAGUCUUGCUAGACGCUGCAGAGUUCUGCUUAGUAGUAAUUAUGGAUAUGGCUUGCAUUUUUAAGCAGUGGUGGUGGAGUAUUUGGAUCCCGCCAAGACGAUCCGUGUUUGAAUCCCGUGGUGGGUUUGCAGUGAGAUGGGGGCCUUCCAUGUCCCCACUGCUCAUCAUUCGGAUGCGUAGGAUGCGCCGUCACAAUCGCCCAGGGGCACCAUGGAGACAAUAGGGCUGCUGUACGAGGCACGUCCCACCCGCCACACGCUGUCGGCGCACGACAUCAACCACCGCCGGUACCUGCGCUGCUUCGCGGCGUGCUUCGCCUGCCUCUGCCUGUGCGUGCUGCUGUACGUGCCCGUGUACAACCAGGCGCGGGCGCGGCGUACCGAUGCCCGCUCCGAAUUUCAGACAGUUGACAGUCCAGAAGAUAUGUUGUUUCGACAAAACAUGCACAGUAAGAAAAGUGGUGUGAAUUCUUCUGUAGUUAGCAAGCAGUCAUCUUGGAAUAUUAAGAAAGCAAAGCAACUUUCACGUGGAUUAAAAGUGGACAUCGCAGGCUGGUCGCGCAACACCAGCCGCGACCUGCGCCUGUACGUGCGGCCGGACAACGAGACGGCGCUGGUCGCGCAGCCGGAGAUCUGCGCGGGCGACCUGUUCCUGCUGAUCGUGGUGUGCUCGGCCGUGCCCAACUGGGAGGCCCGCGCCGCCAUCAGGGACACGUGGGGGGGCGCGGCCUCGUCUAACGCCAGCUCGGCCGUGCGGGUUGCCUUCCUGCUGGGGGAUCCCGACAACGCCACCCUGCAGGAUCAAGUGGAGGAGGAGAGCCUGCAGUUCGGGGACAUCAUCCAGGAAGGCUUCAUCGACAGCUACAACAACCUGACGGUGAAGUCGGUGAUGCUGCUCAAGUGGGUGGUGCGGCGCUGCCGCUCGCUGCGCUACGUCAUGAAGACGGACGACGACAUGUUCGUCAACGUGGGCGGCCUGACGGGGUUGCUGCGGUCUCGGGGGCCCUCGGCCCCCCUGCUCCUCGGCACGCUGAUCUGCGGCGCGCGGCCCAUAUCGGACCCCCGCAGCAAGUGGUUCGCCCCGCUGUACAUGUUCUCGGGGCGCGUGUACCCCAACUACCUGUCGGGCACGGGCUACGUCAUGUCGACGGGCAUCGCCGCGCUGCUGUACCGCGCCGCGCUCGGCACGCCGCUGUUCCACUUGGAGGACGUGUACGUGACGGGGCUGUGUGCGCGCGCGGCGGGCGUGCGGCCGCGCGACCACCCGGGCUUCACGUACGCCCGCCGCCGCCUGGACCCGUGCCUGUACCGCCACCCCUCGGUGGUGACCAGCCACCGCCUGACGCCCGCCGAGCUGCGGCGCGUGUGGGCGCUGGUGCGGGCGCCGGACCUCGACUGCUCCGUGUUCGCGCUGCCCACGACCAGCCGGCCCGGCGCGGCGCACGCCACCCCCGCGCCGCGUCGCCAAGUGCUUCUGAGCGCGCCGCUGGACUGCGACUGCCACACGUUAACUCACUCUUCGUAGUGAUUAGAGCCACGGAAAUUUUGCGGGUUCGUAUAGUCGCAAGCUAGGAUGCAAACCUCCACACUGUCGCACUGUGUUCAUGAUUGGACCGCAGUUAUCUGGACACACCCCUCUACGACCGUGAGCCGACGAUGCCCAGCUAGGAGAGAAGUAAGCGAAUCAGGUAGUGCCAUAUAACAAGGAUAAAAUUGUUCUCGCUAAGAAAUCAACCAAUGGGAAAAUAAAUAUGGGUCGAGCACACCUAUAACUUUGAAUUCUAUCCUGAGGCCAGAGGAAUCCGCGAAAUUUCCGGGACUCUAGUAAUGAUGCUUCUGCAUGUAUUUACGUGGUCGUCAUAUAUUUUGAAUGGGUAUAGCACUCUAAAGAAAAAAAAACCACGGCCAAGGAGAUUUUUCAACCUUCUUGCCCGCACCACACUGAUAAGUAUUCCCUUCCCAGACUUCUCCUUCCAUCUCGCUUACCUCUCGUGUUCCUCACUCCAUGCUGACAGCUCAGUAGACUUCUGGGCGUUAAGUGCCAUGGAUUAUGUUUACAAGUGAGCUAGUCCUUUAAGUGUGUCAUCCUAGACGUUUUUUUUUAAAACUGCUGCCUGAGGUCGCUGGGCCAGCGAGAGUGGUGGAAACGGUGAAACUCGCUCGAGAACUUCUCACCUUGCCACGUUUGGUGGUUUACUUUAUUCUUGCCACCUUGAAGUUCCUACUUAAAAUUAAAAAAAAAAAAAAUUAAUAAAGCAUGAUCAUGUCAAACUGCUAUAUUUUCUUAAAAUGAUUCUUGAGUUAUGGCAUUCUUAGUGCUAGUUCACAACUUGUAAAUAUUAGUGAUGGGUAUGUCUCGGUUCUGCUGGUUCUCAGCUUAUUAACAGACACGUGGAUCCGUAAAUAUAAUGUCUGUACUGGUACCGGUACCACGGAAAGCAUAACAGUGAAAAUACAAUAUUGUCCCGGUAAAGCGUGCGCAGUAUAUCGCCGGCAACCAACAUGCACACACACGUCUUUUUAACUUCACGUUAAACCCCGUGUGACAAGUGAAUGGUUGGUAAAUAUUUGAAAACUGCAGGCGACUGACUUCCUUGUGCUAGCUGCUAGCCCGCCCAGGUAGAAAGAUAAUGCCGGCAGGAAGUGUCUGAACAUAAACAGAGUUAUUUAUGCCUAGGUCCUGAACCUUUUUUUGUCUUUUUUUCUAUUUCACUAGCAGCCAGGAAUGAUCUUUUCAACUAAAAGGUUCUUUUAAAAAUAUCAGGAAAAUAAACUACCAUGGUUUAAUUUGUCUGAUACUUAUUAAAUCCAGCUAUUACCUAUGAAGUUUACAGCUUUAUAUCACUUAUAACUAGAGACCCGUAAAUAUUGCGACUCGUGAAUUUGCGAAAAAUCACAAACAAUAUUUAACUGUAGGAAAUGUUUUUUAAUGAAAGUUAAAUACGAUUUGAAAGGUAUUUUGUCUUUGGAGUCACUCGCGAACUUUCUUGUAAAUUAUUUUAAUCUUGAAUUUUCGUAUCUAUUAACAAAUAUCCACAAAUUUGUAGUUAUUUAAUUUUUUCUUUAAUCAUAAAACAAAUAGGUGUGAAUGCAUGAUAACAAUGGUACACUGAACCAUAAUAUGGUACAGUAUACGUGAUUUAUUUGGCAGAAGCUGUGUUCAAGUAGGAAUGAUUCAGCAUUCAAAAUAAAAACUUCCUUUGCUCUGUCCACUUGCCCUUGCUGUAAAAGCCUUCAAGGCCACACGGUUUCACAUUCCUCAAGCACUGACUGGCCGAUUUCCCCCUUCCCCCCUCCACAGUAAAAUUCCACCCCCUACUCCAGUAAGAUGUUUUUCCCUUCAUAUGCCCUUCUGACAAGCCUGGUCAUACCAGCCUCAGCACUUCCACCCCAGACUACCAUUGUUUCCCAGCCACAGAUUUUCAAGUUAAAUGACCCAAUGACAAAAAUAAAUAAUUCUAUUAUUCUUGGGGGUUAGUUUUUGCAAGACAAGGGAUCCUUUCAUCAUUUCAAGAUUACAAACAUCUACUCACUUUUAUUAAAUAUUUAUUAUAUAAGUAUUAAAAUUAGCUUCUCUGAUAAUUUUGUUGUAAUUAGGGUAUAAAUGGGAUAUAUAUAUACACAUACACAUAAUUGCAUCUAGUGACAUGAGAAACAACUGUGCUACUUGGAGCUAGUUGGCUUGAUUGUGGUUUAAUUAUGGUUAAGUGGGGUGCUGAAAAGCCAUUUUAAACAAACACACCAUUUAUUAGAGUAUCUUUGAUGUGACUUGAAGUUGUGUGGAGGUGAACCUAAACUUAAAACUGAGAAUCGAGAACUGAACGGAGAACCGAAAAACAAGUAGAACCGACAUAUCACUAGUAAACAUGUAAUGUGGUUAGUAAGUUCAACAUAGGAGUUCACACAAGAAUGUGCUUCAGUCUUAGGUACAUAACAUGCAUAAUAAUAGUUGGCCUGUAUUGGAUGUUAGCUAAAAUUUUUCUGUGGGCUAACGAAAUUGGUUCAUUUACCUCAAAUUUUAACAGUUGUGCGUUUUAUAAUAAUACUUCCAAGAUUUUUAUAAUAUUAUUUCAAAUUUUUUUUAUAACUGCCUAGAAAGCAGCGUGGACCCAAUUAUAGUUAAGGAAAUUUCCAACGUUCAUAAUAAAUAAUAUUAUGUCUCAAAAAUUUUCCGUUAUUUCAAUGCAGCAGUGAACAUUAUCUUACACAAUUGCCUCAUAUGAUAUUACAAUGAUAAAUCGUGGUUUAGACAUACGAGUAGCUUUUAAUCUCGGUGGUGAUUUUUAAGAAUCUCAAGGGGUUAUGCAGUUGGAGUUUUUAAUUCAGCUUUCUUUGGUUUGGGAAAAUCUUUGAUCUGGCACUGUUGGUGCCACACAUUUGGAUUUUCUUGGGGGGAUUUGGUCUUGGUCUUUUGUUGACAGUGUCCACUGGAGAGAUAUCAGAGAUUUGUUUUUUUCAGUUGCUACUUGUGUGUAUUAAAGUUGAUACUUGCCUUCUACAUGAUUGUCAUUUGUGCAGUGUGAAAAAAGAACUUUUAAAGAUUAGUUGUACAAGCUUUUAAAAAAUUUGGUAAUAAUACAAAUUAAAUAUUUAUUUAUUUUUUGCUAAUGUGUUAUCUAUUUUUUUUAUAUAUGCACAUGUUCUAAACCUUUAAAUAAUAUUUGAAUAUAUGUAUACUUAAUGUAAUAAUUUAUUAUGAUAGUGAAAAACUGUUAAAAUUUAAAAAUUUCUUGCAAAUAAUAAUUUUAUUCCUACUGGAUUCUAGACAAAUCCGUUGGGAACAGCUUUGAAGCAAUGGAAAAUUUUAUGGUCUAAGUAAAUUAUAAACAAGGAAAUAUUUAUAAUAUUUUUACAACAAUUUUUUUCAUUAAUUAUUGUGCCCUUACAAUUUGCUUUAGACUUAGCCUAAGUGUCCUCCCAACUAACAAAUUAUUUUUGACAUUUUUGAAAAAUGCCAUUUUGCAGGAUAUCAAUCAACAUGAAAAUUACUCAAAAAUACUAUUUUUCAAAUAUUUUAAUUAAUUUUUUUGUAGAAACUGCUAUUUCAACAUAAAAUUUUUUUUUUACCAUUCAAUGGAUGUUUGGAAAAAGAACUACAUAGCAUUAUCCAUAAAAUCAUAAAAUUAGGUACUGUAAUGAAAAGUGUAAAUGACCGGGAGAAAAGUUAACUUUGCAUUAUGUUUAGUUUUUUUCUUCUUCUGCCAUUUAGGGUUAGGAAUGAUUUUUCACACUUCAAAAAUGACAAUAGUACUUAGGAAUUUUCAAACCAUACAUCACAUAUUUAAGAAAAAGUAUAAUUUAACUAGUUGUAAAAUACAUAAUACCACUAGCGUCUUUAAAAACAAUAAUAAAGCCGUCCCUCAUUUUGACUAGAUUAUCGAAGAUGUGAAGACUGAUACAUAUGUACCGUAUAUACCCGAAUAUAAGACGACCUCGAAUAUAAGACGACCCCCAAACUACAGCCUCAUGUUUUCAGGAAAAAAAUAAUUUUAUUGUAUUAAACACAUGCCAACAAAUUAGAUAUAAAAUUGAAAAUAUGGAUGUUACAAAGGAUUUCAAGCAUCACUUUUGAAAUACUGUUAACAGUUUAUGUACAAACAGAAAUAAAUACCUAAAUGGCUGCUACUGUAACUGUUAUAGAGUUUCAUUAUGCUGAUGCAUCAUCUUCAUUGUUGUCAUAUUCACUGCUGUCGACUUCAGCUUCAAUCGCAUCUUCUUCCCACAUGACACUAUCUUCACUGCCAUCCAAUGCAUUAGAAAUGCAACAUUUCUUGAAGCUUUUGAUGAUCACUUCCGAUGAGAUUGUGUCCCAUGCAGCCAUAAUCCACUGACACAAGACUGCUAUACUUGGUUUUCUGAUUUUGCCUGUUGGUGUUAGAGCAUGGUUGCCUGCCAAGAGCCAUUCAGAGUACAGUACUUUUAGACGGUCUUUAAAUGGUUUGUUGACACACACAUCUAAUACCUGCAGCUUUGAAGUCAUGCCUCCAGGAAUAAUAACAAGGUCGGUGUUCAUACCUUUAAUACAUGAUUUCACCUCUGGCGUUAAAUGUCCUUUGAAUGCAUCUAACACUAACAUCUUUCUUCUUUAAAAGUGCCCCAGGCCUUCUAUCCCAAACUGCCUUUAACCAGUCUUGCAUCAACUCACUUGUCAUCCAACCUUUUUCUUGACAUCUCACUAUUACCCAGAAGGCAAUUUUUCUUUUGGCAUAGUUUUACGGUUAAGAAUGACAAAAGGGAACAAUUUUCUACCAUCAGCUAACACUGUAAGCAUCACUGUUAUCCUCAUUUUCUCAUUGCCACUUGUCUUCACAAUAACUGUUUUAUUUCCAACAGCAUCCACUGAAUAAUUUGAAGGCAUAUCAAAAUAUAUAGGCGUUUCAUCAGCAUUUAAAAUGUAAAUAACAUAACUCGCGGAACCGUUCGUCUAACUUAAAAUAAUAAUCACAGCAAAGAAGUACUGUAUAACCUACAUUAAUGUUUUUGUACAAGAAAAUAAUCGAUAAAAUGGGUGCCAUCUUGUGCUAUAGAACAUUCCAAAAACAUUGGUCGUAACAUGUGCAGCCAGUAACUACUGCACAACCUUAAACAUUGACCUAAAAUAAGUAUUUUUACCUAAAAAUCAAUGUAUCUGAAUAUAAGGCGACCCCUAUGUUUUGAAUUAUAAAUUAUGGUAAAAAAUGUCGUCUUAUAUUCGGGUAAAUACAGUAUUUUAUUUAUGUUGCUAUAUAUUUGUAUUACAAACUAAAUAGUAGGGAUGGGCAUGUUGAUACUUUGGUGCUUGGAUUCCACCUGGAAUCUGAACCGAUUAUUCUCAAGCUGUAAGGAGGAAUUGUAGAAUUGUAUCAUAUUUAUAAUGGUAGGUCAUGAGAACUGCCAAAAACUUGGAUGUAAGAUAGAUUCUCAUUAAUUGAUUCUUACCACAAUUACUGUAUUUUCCGGCCAGUAAGUCGACAAUGUUUACGCAACUUGCCUAGCAUUAAUAUACAAAAGAUGCAGUAAAUUAUUUUCAGGUUAGAUCACAACCACAAUCACCUACAUAUAUCUGUCCUUAACUUUGUAUUAACUUAAGUUAGAUUUAUAUACUUGGCUGGGAUAACUUUGUAAUCUCAUUUCAUUAUAAUAACUUUUCAUAACACAACAUUAAUAUUACUUUUCUCUCUUGUAAAAAUAAUAUCUUUCACUUCCAGCAACGACGAGAAAUCAUGACUCCUUGUUGAAUUGAUAUCUCAAUCUUUUUGUGUUUUGUCUGUAAAACCAUUUUAACAUUUAAAUAUUGCAUGUAAAUGCUCAGAGCGAUGCUGGUUGAGUGGUCUGGACAUGUCAUGUGCCUCCCACCUAAUUGAUCAUAGCUUUUCUUCAAUAGAGGGCGAUCCCAGACAUCUGGCGAGAGGGAAGAUGUAUAGCGUGAGCCAGAGAGUUUUUUGUGGCUUUGGUAAACCCAUCCCCCUGCUUCCUCCCUGAACUCUUUUGUCAGUGUUGGAGUUUCAUCUUAUCACUCCUCGUCAUUUAUAACGACCCCAAUUUUGGCGAGACGUGUGGUUCAUAAUUCAUUCAUCCGGCCAGUGCGACUCAUAUCAGACUAGCUUAAAUAAAUUCUUAACUGAGUUUUACUGUUUAGGCACAGAGAAGUUUGGUGUGUGUGGACACGUGUGCACUUAAUUAUGCGUGAAUGUAUUUAAGGUUUCAAGAUGCACUAUGUCAUAAAAUCUCUGGGGAAAAAAAGCCAUCAAUUAAUGUGACAGAAUAUGUUAUUUUGAUUUUAUGUUUAGUUAUAAAGAGAUCUGAGUAUCAAGUGUCUUUGGGAAUUGAAGAUGAGUGUGUUUAGUAUAUCAUAUAUGUACUGUGAAGUUUUUUUUUUAACUGGAAAACUAGUCUUAAUGGUAGAUUUAAAAAAGUGCCAUAUGCUAUAGUUUAGUUUGCAAGGAAGAGAAUGUUACUUUAGGAAGUGCAGGUUAAAUGUAUGAAAAAACAUAAAAACAUUACCUUGUUUGCUCUGACACUUGCAUAUUUUUUUUGGUUGAGUGGGGGCUGUGAUCACUGAGGCAUGCUGAUGUGACAAGGUGACGGUUGAAACCUCAUGGCCAUUCUUGUGUAUUACCAGGGUUUCCAUAAUCUUAAUUAAGCUCAUUUCCCUGAGUAUUCCAUCUCAAAAUAACAGAAAUACUAAGAUAAAAAUUACCAACCAACACACUUUGACUGACACACAUAUAGUGGAAAUUUUACUAUUGUUUCUCUGCAUAAUAUACAUUUUGCGCUGUUUUCAUUACCUUCUAAACUAUACAGCCAAAACUGUGCCAGUUUGAUAAAGAUACUGAAAUACUUUGAAAAUAUUAUUGAUUAGGGGUGGGCGAAGCUUCGAAAGUUCGAAUUCGAGUCGAACAUUUGUUAUAUGAGAAUUCGUACUCGAAAAAAAUGAAAUUAUUCGAAGUUCGAAAAAUAGAACAAAACAUUUCAAGUUUUUAAGCUAAUCUUUUACUAUACAUACAUUACCUAAAAGUUAAAGAAUGCCUACGAUCAAUAACAUCAACUGGGAGUUAACUUAGCAUAAUGAGAAGACACACAUGCUUAGCCUAAGCCUAUAUGCCUGAUCAUUAAAACUAACCUCAAUCAUAAUACAAAUAUGUUCGUCAUACUUUGUUCAACUUACAUUGGCGUAGAGUAUAAUAAUUGUCAGUAUCGUAUUUUGCUGAGAAAAUGGUAAAUAGCAACUCCGAAUCAAUUAUUUUCAUGUUUAGAAACGUGCCAGAUUUAUUCCCGACUUCGGUAUUAGUCUUAAUUUCCCCCCACAACAGCUCUUUUCCCAUGCAUAAAUAACGUCAAUAAUGAUUUAACGUGAUACAAUAUUACCAACGGACUUAUAAAACAGCAGUUACGGUACUGAAUCCAAUCAAAUAAGAUUAUUGAAUUAAAUUCAUUUGUAAAUAAACGGGGAAAAUAUUCCAUGGAUGAAACAGUAGAAAAAAUGAGUUACGUGAAUAAUCGUAAACAAAGAUGGCGACCAUAUAACCACUCCGUUUUUCACCCACACAUUUUCUACACUUCUUACGCCGGGCCUGCUUUAGUGCAAAUAGUAAAGAUAUUUUUUUUUUUACGUUGGACGGAUUGUAAUAAACAAUUAGUAGUUUGUCUCUAAACGGCUGUGCGCGUAAACUGAAGGCCAAAAGUUUAAAAAAAAAAGUUUAUAUUUACCUUCAAUCGUUCUUAUUCAAUAUAUUAUUAUUACUUAACCUGCAAUUGGGCUUUCACCCGGUGGCAAGAACUCCCACUCACUCCCCUCUCCCCCCCCCCCCCCCUCCAUCAGCUUUCUCCUCAGCUCCCUCCCAUCCCUGACCUCCACCAUUUCCUCCCCCAGCCCAUUCCACUCCCUCCCCGUCCUCAACAGGAAGGUGUUCCGCCCUCUCUCUGUCCGCCUCCACACCCUCUGGAGCUUACAUCUGUGGUCUCUUCGUCCUCUGUACUCCCCUCUACGUACUUUGCUUCCCAAUUGCCCCCAUCCCCCUUCCCCCUUCAGCACCUUGAACAUCCUGACCAACCUUUCCACUCUUCUUCUCCUCUGUAACGUUUCCCACCCCAACUCCUUAAUCAUUUCCGUUGGGCUAUGCAGUUUCCCAUCCUGCCCCUCCCUCCUUCUCCACAUUCCCAUCACCCACCUAGCCGCUCUGUGCUGCACCCCUUCCAGCUCCUUCACCUCAGUCACCAGGUAGGGGUCCCAGACCGCCGCCGCAUACUCCAACAUUGGCCUGACCAAUGUGGAGUAUGCCUUCUCCUUUGUCCUCCUCCCAGCUCCCUGCAGGGUCCUACCAAGCAACCCCAGCGCCUGCCUUCCCCUCCUGACCACCCCCUCUAUGUGCUCCGCCCAUCCUAGGUCAUUUUUCAGUGUCACCCCCAGGUACUUAUAUCCUGCUGCCUCUCUUAUCUCCUGCCCCUUCCAGUAAUAUACAUUUCGUGUGACUUUCCUCCUCUUUGUAAAUCUGACAACUUUUGUCUUACGAACAUUCAAGGACAUUCCAUUUUUCUCCGUCCAUUGCUCCAACCUUAUCAAGUCCUCUGCUAAACAUCCCCCUUCCCCCACAACCUCAUACACUACACAGUCAUCUGCAAAUAGCCUCCAUCUGGCUUUCAUGCCCUCCCCCAGAUCAUUUAUCAUAAUUGUGAACAACAGAGGCCCCAGCACACUCCCCUGUGGCACCCCCGACGUCACUUCCCCCUCCUCGGAGCUUUCCUCACCCACUCUCACUCUUUGUCUUCUAUUCCUCAGGAAAUCACCCACCCAGUUUACCACCCUUCCAUCCCUCACCAGCAACUCAACCUUUUCCAUUAACCUCCUAUGGGGGACCUUAUCAAACGCCUUUUCAAAAUCUAUAAAGAUUGCAUCUAUCUGCUUCCCCCCGUCCACCGCUUCCACCAGGUCUUCCAACAGCCCAGCCAUCUGGGUCUCGCAUGAGAACCCCAUCCUGAAUCCAUGCUGCCUGUUAUCCACCCACCCCAGAUCUUCCAUUUCCCCCUUUACGUACCUUCCUACCAACCUCUCCAUCACUUUUCCUACACAGGACGUCAAACUGACCGGCCUGUAACUUCCUGGCUCCGCCUUAUCAUUUCCCCCCUUGUAGAUGGGAACUACCACUGCCUCCUUCCAUUCCAUUGGUAGUUUCCCCUCCUCCAGAGACUGCUUGAAAACCUCCAACAGGUACUUCCCAAUCUCCCUAUCACCCAACUUCAAAUGACUAUUCCCUAUACCAUUAUUAUACGAUAAUAACGUUGAAAGUUCAGCCGGCCGUAUAUAAUAUUACCAUACAGUAUUUAGUUGUAUACAAAUAGUAAAUGUUAUGUGGCUAAGUUUUUGGCAAUGGUUCAAAAGGCUAAUGGAGAAUGUUGCGUUGAUGGUUAAGUUAGGUUAUGUAUUAGCAAACGUGUGUGAAAGAUUUUUAGCAGUUUACAUUAUUUGUAGUUGAUAUUCAAAUAAUGGAAGAAAGCACUUCUGGUUUAAAUCAGGGGCCGCCUGCCAAAAAACCAAUAAGUCCUAUUUGGUUGUUUUUUUUUACCAAGAGUGCCAAUGGGAAAGAAGCAACUUGCAAAGCAUGUCAAAAAAACAUAUAAAAUUCCAACAGGUACUACUACAACUCUACAAAAUCAUCUGAAACAGCACCCUGUACAAUUAAAACAACUAAAAAGUCAUGAAAUAUCUGUCACAGAGAUAAAAAAAGAAAAUCAGUUGUCCCUGAAAUGUGCUUUCCAGAAGCAUUUGCCUAAACAUAGCUAGUUUACUGUUGUUUGGUGUUUGCAUUUAAGAAAUUCUUUGAUUUGGCCUAGUAUUCGAUAUUCGAUUCGAAUUCGGGAAUAUUUAUAAAAAUUUGCUUCGAAUUCGCUUCGAAACGAAAAUAUCUAUAUUCGCCCACCCCUAUUAUUGAUGAUGAUUAAAGUAAAGACUAGGCCUUAAGAUAUUUUAUUCUUCAAAAUAAUACACAUUAAGUUGUUUGUGUCAGUUACAAUUAAUUAAUGUUAGUGAAAAUGACAUAUGUAUUACGAACAGCAAAUUAAUUUAUGAUUACAAUACAUCAAGUUUUAAGACGAGAUGCUGUGCAUUAUGAAAAAUUACCAAUAUUGUUUUGUGCUUGAAUGUAGAUAAUUUCCUUGUUUUUUCUAGGUUUUGGGAACAAAUUUUCAGUUCCCCAAGUUUUUCCUGUUUUCAGUACUUUCCCUGUUUUUGGGAACCCUGAUAAUCAUGUGCAUUAAACCGCACCUUUACCUGACUUAUUUGUUGUUUGCCUGAAAAAGAAACUAUGCAAAUGCUUGAAAAAAUAUGUGAAGUCAACCAUGGAGGUAAGAAGUAAGGAAGUUGGCAUGUGUAGUCUGGAUAGUAAAACAAUUUUUUUUAGUUCUAAUGAAGGUUAUCGUUAAUUCCUUCUACACGUGUUAUGUUAGUUUGAUAAUACUCACUACAUGGUGACAAUUUUACGAUUAUUCUUAGCAGGUACCUUUCAAGGUUUAAACAAACUUCUAGCAUCUUAGCUACAAUUUGUUUUACUAUCCAAUUGGUAACCAUUUGACUUCAUCCUCAGAUCAGACACCAACUCCAAAGAAUAAUACAUCCAUGAAGUCAACACACACAAAAAAAAGUUAAUCCAAGGCAUAAUAGAAUUUGUUCUUUUCUCCUUCAACUUUGCAUUCUUUUUCUUUUUGUUCAAUACUGUACAAUGUUGAAUUUUGCGGAACUUUAUUCUAAAUUAAGAUGUGUAUGAAACAGUAAAUAAUAUGCGAGUGUUCCCAUAUGUCAUCCUUACAAUGUCGAAACAACAAAAAGUCAAUUAAGUUGGACACAGAGAUUAGGAAAGGAUACAGAUGGAUCAUUAGCUGUCAUACAUGAAGUUGAUUUUUCCCCCCCAUCUUUUUCCUGAUUUUCAUAUACCAAUAUGCCAGAUGUUUGUUCAUAUUCGUAUCAUCUGUUUUAGCCUGCUUUUAUUAACAAAUGUAGUUAAGUAGUUAGGAAGAAAAUUAAAUCAAAAUAUUUUUAGUUAAUAUGUUUAUAUGAAAAGUCUAAAGCGAAUCUUCAUAAUACAAAUGUAAUAAUGAUAUGAGUUGACAUUUUUCUCAAAUUUAACCUCCAAUACAGUUAACAGUUGAUACAUUUGUAAACGAACGGCCGCCAUUUUGGAACGCGUAGCACACUGAAACUACCCUCCCCUUUAACUUCAACCCCGUCUUCUAGAAUCUGACCUUAAGCUCCAUCUGUAUAUUACCCUAAUCCCUGGUUGGAUGUUACGAUGAGAAUAUGCAACCAGUUUAAGGAAAAUUUGUCAUAACUGUGGUAUGUAUAGUUUAUUUUUUUAAAAAAAUACUGUUUUUUUUGAGAGGAAUAAACAUCAUGCAUUAAAGUAACUUUUUUAUGUACUUUUUAUCACAUACCAUAAAAGGUGAUAUUCAUACAUAAUUACUACAAUAAAUUUGAAGUUCAAAGAAUAAACUUUUUGUUUACUUGAAACAAAAAAAAGAUAAUUGUACACUUAAGUACAGUAAUGGGGAUAAUGUUCUCCAAAUGACUUAGCUAGAUGAUGAUUGAAGAUUGUUCAAUUAAUUGUUCCUUUAUGGAAUACGGGUUGUAAAGUGCAUUGUCUCAGUGUUUGUUAGUUUAUAAUUCCACCAAAUUCCACCAGUUCUGUGAAUUUUUCAGUGUGUUGUCACAGUGCAGAAUGUAAUUAAUUCUUGCAGAGUGUAAGCGAACGGAUUCACAAAGUCUAAAAAUAGAAAUGUACCGUUGCAUAGGCACUUGUGCCUUUUUCUUAACCAUGAAUCCUGGCCUAAUAGCAUUAGUAAAAUGGAGAUGUGGAAGUGAAUGUAUCUGUUUUUUAAUAUUUUAAUACUUGGGCUAAUGUAAGCAUGAUUGAGAGAAAGAAUUUGAUUGGAAAGCUAACUGUUCUUUACCACAUGAUGCAAAGGUCUACUUGAUAACAAUUUUAUAUUAUUAUUUGUAAAGAAUUCCUACUGCAUUAGUGUAGACAUAUGUACAUUAUCAAACUGAAACUGCUUUUAUAAGUUACAAUAAUUAACAAAAAAAGGACAUUAUAAAUGCAGCAGUUACAUAUCAAUCCACUCCUGUUAAUAGCUAAUCACCUAAAGCAUGUAGCAUGGUUUCUACAAGCUUGGAAUUCCAAAAUUCCCUGGCUUUUCCAUGUUGUCCAGACCUGAAUUGAAAAAUUUCCCCGACCGUUAGUCACGAAAAAUCUCGCAGCGCCAUUUAUUGUUAAUACUUUUUCUGCAGGAAAUGAAGGUUGUAGUCACGAAAAAUCUCGCAGCGCCAUUUAUUGUUAAUACUUUUUCUGCAGGAAAUGAAGGUUGUAUGUGCUGUUUAAAUGUCCCAUUUUCAUAUGAAAACAUAUGCAUACCAAAAUAAAUUAAUCUAUAUAUAUAAAAAUCAAUGUGUGUAUGUAUGUUCCCUAUGAAAUCUAAAUUGCUGGACCAAUUUUGAUUAAAUUUUCAGGCAAUUUUCAGAUUAGCCCAGCAGGUGAUCAUUUGAAGUUUGGUAGUGAUUGGAUUGACUCUUUAUUUUGAUUUUUGAACAUCCACUAUUAAAAGCGAUAUUAGGGUUGCUAGUUACAUAAUAAAAUAUCUUUACUAGCACAGAAUUUCAACUGCACCUAUAAUAUGUUUUUAUCAGAAGAACUCACUCUAUUAAAAUUAAUUAUUGGUCAUUAUUAAAGAAAGCCUCAUUUCUGGAAGGAAAAAAAAGUUAUAAGUUGCAUUUUUACUGCCUUACGCAAUUUACAAUCAUCCAAGUGUUUCAUCAGUAUAUUACUACCCUUGAGUGGUUAGGUUAGCUUUUAUGUAUUACAAUUAGUGUGAUAUACUUUAUUAAUUCACAGAAGCCUGUAAUAUCCAGAACUAUUGUAAACAAAUUCAGUGUUGAAUUAUUUAUUGACGAGUUACGCUCUUCUCAAUAAAUGGCUGCUUAGUAAAAUUAACGCAGUUUGAGAUCAAAAUACUUAUUUUCAAAUGACUAUUACUAUCGAUUCUCCUGAAACUAUUGAAUACAGGCUAUCGAACUUAUAUAUAAACAUGCGUAAAUACAAUCCCCCCCCCAUUUUUAAAUUUAAUUAUUUGUUUACAGAAAAAAGCUUGAGAAUUCACGAAAGAAGGAAAAUCAAUCGAAUUUUGUGAAAUUAAAAGUUUCAGAAUUUGAUGGUGUCUAAACGUCGAUGGAAGUUGUAAUUUCCGUUUUACUUUUGUUAGCACAAGAAAGAAAUUCUUACCAUUUUAAAUUCCUUGACUUCCCGGUUUUCUAGUCCUAUAGCAACCAUGAUGUAGUGUAAUAUUGGAUCUUCUGUUAAAAAAAAUUAACUAGAAUUUGGUUACUUUUUUAAAAUUGUUUCAAGACAUCUCUACCUAGUAGUCUGAUAGUCAGCUGUUGGAUUGAAUUUUGAGUGUGAUAUUGUGAAUAAACUCCACUGAACUUUCCCAAAUAGUCAUCUUUAUCACUGUUAACAACAAUCUUUCUCAAUUUCAUUUCUGAGGGUUGUUAGCUCUAGGUUAACCAGAUGUAAACUUUAACCAAAAGAUCACGGAAAUAGGUAUUACCUGAAAGUUGUACAACAAAAAUAAGAGCUAUCUAGCUGUUACUUUUGAGCUCUAGGUUUAACAGGUCAUAAAACCAGCUGCAAUAGUAAUGGGUGAAGAUACUUAUAUUUCAGUCUGUUAAAGUUUCAAUAAUCUUUUAAAGUUUGUUAUAAACCAUUUCUUUCGGGCUCAAAAAUUCAAUUCAUUUAGAAACAAGUUGUUGAUUCUUAAAUAAGCACCUUAGUAGUGUAUAUUUUAAGUAAUUAAUACCACUGGUAUCAAAUGUUAACAGAAUUGGAAAACAUAGUAUUUUUGUUAAAAUAUUCAUAACAUUUGAGAAGAUUCCAAAACGAUGAUCAUUCUGUAUAGUAUGUAACUUUCUUGAGCGUACGGAGCUGUGGAACAAAUUAAGUACAUGUAUAAAUGUAUAUGUACGGUAUGUAUAAAUGUAUAGAUGUAUAAAUAAUACCUAUAAUUUUUUUUCUUCCAUUGAAUGGGUAUUAUGUCACACGAACAUCACAGAGACAGUAAAAAAAAAUACAUUCUUUGGUUUGAGCACAUUCUAUGACCUGCACUGACUGAGCCGCUCCCGUUAUAAUAUUUCGAGGAGAAUCUGGCAUCUGAAAUCCCAUCAAAAAUGGAAGGAACAUGAAAUUUUUUAUUUAACAUAAUUUUCUAUCAAUAAACAAUUAAUUCUUGCUGUUGUAUUCUCACUAACCCUAAUUUACACGCUCCAGUAAGUUAAAAAAUAAUAUUAAUAAUCGGAGUAACGACUAUGGUAACAAUACUCGUACCGCCACCUACCUAAAGGCAGGUCCUUUCGCAAAAUCUAUGGCACAUUGGCAUCUUUGUUCUUCACUCGUGUGUACAAUUCACAAUAAUUUGAUUCGAACGUAUUGUUUGCUUCCACAGAGCGAUGGUUUAGUAAGUGAAAAAGUGAUGCAUUUAAUUAAAAGAAAAAAAUCGUAGCCUUCUAUACACGUAACAUCUACUUAUAUCUUUCAAAGAUUUUGGAAUACUUAAUUUUGUAUGUUAGAUGGCCGAAGCGUGCGGCUGUAUGGAAAGUGUUUUCCAGCUGAAAGUACUACACUACUGAUAAUCCCAUUUUACCAGCAUUUAGUGGCAUCUGUGGCAGUGUUAUUUCUCCCUGUUCCAUACAUUGUGCGCAUGUGACUUACGAUUGUGUAAAUGAUAACUUUUACAAAAAUAAAUAUAAUGAAGAAAAAAAAUAAGAUGAAGGAAGUUAUAGUUUUGAUUUAGACAGAAAUUAAUGCAGGAUUCAAAUAUGUUGAUUAUAAUUACAGUCUAUAUAUAACUAAUCAAUAUUACGAGUGAAAUAAGAAUAUGCAUAAGGAAGUUAAUAAUUGUACAAUGGUUAUUCUGAACAAGAACACAAGACAAAUAUCUCACAGACCAGUUUAAUAUACUUGGUUGCAAAGAAACUAAGGUACCUUAAAGCAUUAAAAGAUGACGAACUGCCAAAUUUCAAGACUGAGCAUCGAUGAGCACAGAUGUCCAUGAUGGAUGCUGCUAUUGUGACAGGACAGCUGAAUAACUCACGUAGACUCGGAAACAAUAUGUACAAGUACUGUGUAUUGUGACAACGAAGUUACUAAAUCUAUACCAUAUAUUAUGUAUGCUGUUUAGAAUUUGUAUUCUAAUUGAAACAUACAGUGCCCACAAUUUUAUACUUUGUUUCACAGCUGUAUGCAUAAGAAAAGUGAAGGGUACAUACUGUAAGUGCAGAACAUAAUAAUUGGGUAUGAUUUGCUAAUUGUUAAAUUUGUUUGAUAACUCCUUAUUUGGGUACUGACUGAAGGAUGAUGAUAAUGGCCUGGAGGUUGGUUCCUGUUUGGUUGCUGAUCAUAAUGAAAUCUUGAGAGAAAUUUUUUCUUUCAAUAAUUUUUAUAUUACAUUCUUUACGCCUAGACAGAUGCCAGAAAAGAUUUUCCACCAUUGUAUGUGGUGGUUUGGCCAGUGAAGGAGAUGAACUUUGGAGCUUUGGAGCUUUUGAACUAUAUUCUGCAUGCUUAGGAGGUCCUUCCUAUGCUGUUCUCUGUACUGUGUGAAUCUCCUGAGAUGUUUUACGAGCGUAACUUAAACAGUGCUGGAAGGAUAGACUCCAUGUCUGGCUCCCCUUUGACUCUACACUAACUGUAUAUUAUGUUGGCCCAGAGAUAGUUUAUGUAUUCUACCUACUCCUAUGUAAUCCACAUUUUAAAUUAUGGGCGGUCCUGGGUUUGAUAACUAUUGGUUGCUAACCCUGCUAUUUUGCCAUACUGCUGUAAAAAACACAUUGCUUCAAGUUGCUGCUGUUAGUUGAGUACACGUGCUGAUGCAUGAGGUCCUACAUCCAUGCCAAUUGAGAGAAACAUUACCUUAUGCACAACUUUUUUAAGUACCCACCAUUUUAAAACAAAAAUGUGGAGACUGUAAACAUUACUAUGGCUAUAACUGUACACAUGAUCUGCAUGUAUCACAUAGCUUGCAAGGCUUCAAAUGAAUUAUUUUAUCAUAAAAAUUGAAAUUUUCAUACUAUCAGAAGACCAUGCCACAGGGGAAAAGAAAUUUUUUUUGUAGCUUUUACGACAAACUUAAAUAUGAGAAACAUUGCCACAAUAAUAAUCAAUAUAUACAUUUUAACUAUGUAAGGUAUAUAAAUAUAGAUUUUUGCAUGGUUUUGUAUGAGCUCCAAUUUAUUUAAGCAUCUCAAAAAAAUUAAUGAUUUAACUUUUUUUUAAAUAUUUAUGGGUCCACCUUUUUAGUUUCUGUAGGUUUUUUCCUUCAUAUUUAUUUAGUUCAUGGAUAUACUUUAAAUCAUUAGUAUCUUCAAACUUUAGAUAUGAAAAAGUGAAACCCACAAAUUCAGAUAAAUCAUGAUAGUGUACAUUAAACAAUUUUUCUUGCAUCAGUAUAUUUUAUUUUUGGUAAUGUACUACCAACUUUGUUUUGUUUCAAACCUAAUGCAUUUACCUUAGUGAUAUUGCAUAUGUUUGUGAUAAGUUCAUUACAAAGUGUAUAUAUAAUCUUAUAAUUAGGAUUUUUGCAAAAUAGUUUGUUUAACCUGCUUGAGAAGCUGUGAUUUUUUUUGUCUUUGGUACUUAGUUGUUUGAAGCAUUGUAAUGUGUAGUUUUUAAACAAAAUAAGUGAUCGUUGAGAUUUUUGUCUUUAGUAAAUUGUAUAUAAUAUUGUAAAAUGGAAAAGGAAAAAAAAAAUCUGUUUUCAGCUAUUGAAAUAAGGAUAAUAUUUUUUGUGAUAUAAAUUAUAAUUUAAACACUUUUUGGUCAUAUUUUGUAGUCUAGCAUGUGAUGUACCAAUGUAUAAAGCAAAGCAAAUUUUAGCUAUUGGUUUAAUCCAAAAUGUGACUAUUUGUAACAACAAAUGUGUAUAUGCCAUUUUGUGUUUUUAGGUUACCACAAACAUGCAUUUGCAUGGUUUGUUUCUGUGUACAUUGUGACGUGAACUGUGCACAUGCUCAAAGGGCCGUAUGUCCAGUAAUGAUCCUGUGUCUACCAUCACACUUCCAUGUUCAAUUGGCCACCGCGAUUCCGACUGGGCACGUGACCAUAAGUCCGUACUUUCACUUGUGAGAAGAAUUGCUUUGUGCGGGUUGCUAGAUUUAAAUAUUUUGAUUAUAUGAGCAGACUUUUGUAUACAGUUAGUUGAAGAAUCUAGUCUGAAAUGUGUCUUAAUCUUUGACAGGUUUAAAAAAUAUUUUUUUUGUGUGUGUUUGUAAAUUGCUAGUCCAACACAGGUAUGUCCAAAUGUACAUGGUUUUCUUACAAACUGUAUAUUGUUGUAAAACACAAUAACCAUGUACUUAAAAAAAAAAAUUACAUACCCAAGUUAAAAAAAUCCUGCAAUUCACAUAACAUUCCUUGGGCAUUACAGUGAAAUCUCAUUACAACGUACCUCUUAAUAAAAGUACUUUAUACUGAACUGUUACUAAACAUAAAACAUCUUGUAGAGAUCUGAAAAUUCUCACUUUUACAGUGAGAAAUCCUUUAUAGUGAGGUACUAUAGAAUGAGGUUUCACUGUAUCCUCCAGAAUUUAUUAAAUUUUUUGCCUGUUUAAAUACUUUUAACAGCUUUGAAGUUUUUCAGUCUCAUAAGGCUCACAUGUUUGUUACAGUUGAAGAUAAGAUUGUGCAGAGUGUAAACAAUGAAAAGUAAACAAUUGCAAUUGAAAACUUUAGAACUUGUUUUUCAUUCUCAACUGCCUGUCAGGAGACACAUGGAUGGGUACUUACAAGCAGGCAGAAUGUAAUGUAGCGCCACUAAAAAUUUUACAUAAAUAUUUUGACGUGAUAACUUCUUAUAAAUCAGUGAAAGCUGGCUGCACGCACGAAAAAACGACUCGUCACGUUCCGCCUGAGCCGAGCGUGCAAGAAAAUCUAAUUUUUAAUAUUAUCAAAGGUGGGCUUUUUAACUAAUUGUUUGUGAUUAUAUUCAAACAAAUUAUUUAAAUUAAAUUUGCAAAAACUGUAAAUAAUAUUUGAAAAUUAAGAAGAAUGCUAUUUUUCAUCAAUGUUUUCUUGUGACGUUAUCACGUAAAAUUAUUGUCCGUAAACAGUCUUUAGACAUCCCCCCUUUUUUUACUAUUACAGUAGAGUCUCGCUAAUCCGGACCCCGCUAGUCCGGACAUCCGGUUAAUCCGGACGGAUCUAAAAAAAAAUGAUGAAAAAUAAUGUUGUGACAAAGGAUAAUAAGACAAUACAUUUCUAAGAGAGGGUCCUCUUGCCCUCAGUUGCCGGGAGUCUUACCGCUAGUUUUCCGCUCAUCGUCUGUUGUCCAAGAAACGACUCGCUCUAUACCUGUGAGUGGUUUUGUUUUGUUCCCUCCAGUCAAUGGUUACUCGUGCUGGUGAUAGGUGCUUGUGAAAGUUAUUUUUAUUCGGUGCGAGUGUUGCAUUGUGUGCACUUAUUAAGAGCAACGUAAUGGCUACUAAACGUAAGAAAGAGACUGUAACAAUGGAGCAAAAACAAGUCUUAUUUUCGUAUUGAUGCGGGUGAAUCAUUAACUAGAAUCGCGCAAAAUUUAGGAAUGGGAAAACCAACUAUUCCUGAUUGGAAAAAAAAUUUGAAAGAAAUUGAAGAUUUUUUUGCCAAAAUGGUGAGUAAAGACAGUCUGGGUAACAGGAGCACGUUAAAAAAAAUGAAACUUUAGGCGAGGCUUUGUACAUCUGGUUUUGCCAACAAGGUGAAAGUCAUUCCGCUGUCGGGCGUAACAUUACAAGCGUUCGUGCUCAAACUAAAAAAAAAAAAAAAAUUAAAUGUUAAUUAAUUGUAAUUUUAUUGUAUUGUAUUAUUUAUAAGUUACAUACAUGUGUACUUAGUUUUUUAAGUACUUUAUAAUAAAACACAGUUGAUUUUUAAGCAUAAAGAUUUUUCUUUAGCCAAUAAAACUUAUUUUUGAUACAUUUUAAAAUUGAUUACGGUUAAUCCGGACUUUCGGUGAUCCGGACAGGGUUCGAUCCGGACAAGUCCGGAUUAGCGAGACACUACUGUACUUUCUUAGAAACUACUGCACUUUCUUAGAAUUUUCUGUAUUUUUUUUGAUGCCUGACUUUUACUUGUUUUCUAUGUAGUAUUUACAUGUUCAUAUUUUUGUCCAUUUAGGGUAACUCCAUUUAUCUAAUCUCUCACUGGACUUCCCAUAUGGGAUGCAAAACUUAAUCAUUUCAAUUCUGGAAGGAAAUGUUUUUAUAUUGGAUAAACUGUAAGGCUAAUAAACCUCUUGCUAGUUAAUGCCAA